Ectocarpus siliculosus is the source of this 1874-nucleotide messenger RNA. The record is from the annotation of a GenBank genome assembly. NCBI's taxonomy places the organism in Eukaryota, Phaeophyceae, Ectocarpales, Ectocarpaceae.
CCAACGCAUCCACGCGCUACCGGCCAAGCAGCUUCCUUCCUUCUCUCUUCUCUCUCCCUCUCUCUCUCCUGACAGCGACUUGAUCAAGCAUCACCAUGAGUCUCUCGGCUAGAUUCGAGAAGAUGGAGGCCAACCGUGCCAUUGUGAAGCCAGUUUUCAACAACGGGAUUUCCCAGCGGCGGAGUGAAAUGGACUCACGCCGCAAGGUCGGGCGCCAAAUCCAAGUCGAUUCACGUCGUCAGGGAGUAGCGAACGCCAAGCCGGCGAUGCGCGCAGCUCAGUCCAAGGUGGUAUCCCCAAGGCAGCAGACGGCACCCCAGCGCGUGCAGGGAAGGGGGCGGGGAAGAAGCACCCAGGCAGGCGGAGGCAGGAACCAGAGGUCCGGGGGAAUGCCGGUCCGCAACAACAACAACAACAACAAUCAGAGGACAGGAGGGCGCGGAGGAGGAGGAGGAGCAUCCAGCGGUCGGGGUGUCGGGCGGGGUGCCGAACGCACGGGUGGCCGCGGUGGUGGCCGGGGGGGACGCGGAGCGGGGAGGGGUGGCCGCGGGAGCGCCAACAGCAGGGCGGGAAAGAAGGCGGCGAAGGAAACGGAUUUGGACGAAGGCCUCGACGAAUACUGGUUCAAGGCCGGCAAGGGCCCCGACCCCAAGGUUGCCUCUCUGGACAGGGGGCUAGACAGCUACUGGAGUAAGGCUACCGAUAAGACAAACGGCGACGCGGCGGCCGGCGACAAGAUGGAAGAUACCGACGCCCCGGCGCCGGUCGUGGUGGCACCCGUGGCUGGCGUCGACCCGGACCUGUGAUCGAUAAAUUAGUUCAUGGUCCCGAACGUCAACGGCCUACCGCCGCUCUGGGCGUGUCGACCUUUGACGCGCAUGCUUCCAGUGAGAAAGAAGACCAAAGAUCGAACCAACCAAGUUGUUUUUUGGGGGGGGGCAAGUGCAACAUCGGCGUAGCGAUAUUAUGGCUUUGUACACGGUUGCGGAAGUGCGCCUACCGCACUUCGAGUUGGUUUUUGGCGACGCUCGACGUUAUACCUCGGAAUUGCUCGCCUGUGUUGUGUUUGGGGUAUGCUGCAUGUGGGUGAAAGACGAACGAAAACGGAGUUUGUGUUGCGUACGAUUGGAGGCACGAGGGGCGGGGUAGGCUUUCUCUGCCCCUCCGUAUAUUUCCGGGUAUCUGGUUAACAGGCUUUAACUUCGGUGUCUUGCGGUUUCCGAUCGAUCUAAGUAGUACUUGGUAGAAUUAUUGGGGUAGGCAAUUAAGGUGUUUUGGUUUCAGGUGGAGAGCUGGGUGCGGUGCACGGUGCACGGCGUUGCCUCGGAUCGGAGGUUGUCCAAUUCUUCUUUGCCUGAGUUUGAGCUUGACUAGAUGGCACGUGCGUAGCUCGUGUUCGUGUAAGCGUGUAGUUUGUGAUGCCCGUCGUCGGCGACUCGAAUACAAAGCUGCAUUGUGCAUGUAAGAUACGGGACAUGUACGGGACAAACGAGUCCGAACAGAACGGCCCCACCAGGAGGCCUAGCAAACAGUCAGUCGCGUCGCCAGCCAAAGGGAUGCAAAAGACCUGUAGUUGCUGCUACAGGAACGGAAGGAGGCCAUUCAGAGGUUGCGGUAGAUUUGCUCGAGGGGAACGCCUGCUACUUUCUUUUAGAUGUACGAAAUGAAUUAGCGGUGUUGGAACGUUGGAACACAGCCUCGCCUGUCUCGUACGCACAAAAAAUCACAAAAAAAACAACGAACACGCAUGCCUCGGUAUGGGUCUUCCAUUGACUCCUCACUUGCUCGAACCACCUCUCAAAACAUAGCUACCGGAGUAGGUGUACACGCAGCUACAGGAAACGCCCACGCACGUGAACCGCCGACCCCGGGAU